GAUUUCCAGCUUGAGAUCAGUGUGCUGGUGCUGAUUUUCCGAUGAAGUACAUCCUGGUAACUGGUGGUGUCAUCUCAGGCAUUGGCAAAGGGAUCAUUGCAAGCAGCAUUGGCACCAUACUGAAAUCAUGUGGUCUACGUGUCACUGCAAUCAAAAUUGAUCCUUACAUAAACAUAGAUGCUGGAACAUUUUCACCAUAUGAACAUGGUGAAGUUUUUGUAUUGAAUGAUGGUGGAGAAGUUGACUUAGAUUUGGGAAAUUAUGAGAGAUUUUUGGACAUCAAUCUCUAUAAAGAUAACAACAUCACCACUGGAAAGAUAUAUCAGCAUGUCAUUAAUAAAGAAAGACAUGGUGAUUACCUGGGAAAAACUGUUCAAGUUGUUCCGCACAUCACUGAUGCAGUUCAGGAAUGGGUAAUGAAUCAGGCAAAAGUUCCAGUGGAUGAUGACAGAAAGGAGCCACAAAUCUGUGUAAUCGAGCUGGGUGGGACCAUUGGAGAUAUUGAAGGAAUGCCAUUUGUUGAAGCAUUUAGACAGUUUCAGUUCAAAGCAAAAAGAGAGAACUUCUGUAAUAUCCAUGUUAGCCUAGUACCACAGCCUAACGCCACUGGCGAACAGAAGACAAAACCAACACAGAACAGUGUUCGAGCACUGAGGGGUCUAGGCUUGUCUCCAGAUUUGAUUGUCUGCAGAAGUGCAAAACCUAUAGAGAUGGCAGUGAAGGAAAAGAUUUCCAUGUUUUGCCAUGUGGAGCCUGAGCAGGUGAUAUUUAUCCAUGAUGUUUCUUCCACUUAUCGCGUACCAAUCCUGUUGGAGGAGCAAGGCAUCAUUAAGUAUUUUAAACAGAGGUUAAAUUUACCUAUUGAUGACCAGCCAAGUGAUCUUCUAAUGAAAUGGAAGAAAAUGGCUGACAGAUAUGAAAGGUUGCUGAAGGUGUGUUCUAUAGCUCUCGUUGGCAAGUACACGAAACUAAGUGAUUGCUAUGCAUCUGUUUUCAAGGCUCUGGAACACUCUGCACUGGCAAUUAAUCACAAACUGGAUUUAAUGUACAUAGAUUCAACAGAACUUGAACGUUCUACAGAAGCAGAGAACUCAGUGAAAUAUCACCAGGCAUGGCACAAACUGUGCAAAGCAGAUGGCAUUCUGGUCCCAGGAGGGUUUGGAAUUAGGGGAACAGAAGGCAAACUCCAAGCUAUCUCUUGGGCAAGAACAAAGAAAAAACCUUUUCUUGGAGUUUGCCUGGGAAUGCAAUUAGCAGUUGUGGAAUUUGCAAGAAACUGUUUGAAUUGGAAAGAUGCAAAUUCUACAGAAUUUGACCCAGACACAAAAAACCCUGUUGUUAUUGACAUGCCAGAACACAAUCCUGGAGAUAUGGGUGGAACAAUGAGACUGGGGAAGAGGAGGACUGUUUUCAAAACACAAAAUUCUAUUUUAAGGAAACUUUAUGGUGAUGAAAUGUUUGUAGAGGAGCGACAUAGGCAUCGAUACGAGGUGAAUCCAGAAUUGACUCACUGCUUUGAAGAGAAAGGUUUGAAAUUUGUUGGCCAUGAUACGGAAGGGAACAGAAUGGAAAUGAUUGAACUGGAAAAUCACCCAUAUUUUGUGGGAGUUCAGUUCCACCCAGAGUUUUCCUCGAGACCUAUGAAACCUUCACCUCCGUACCUUGGACUGUUGCUAGCAGCAACUGGGACACUCAAUGCAUACCUGCAACGUGGAUGUAAAUUGUCUCCAAGUGACAGCUACAGUGACCUCAGUGAUGACAGCUCUCCAGAAAAAGAGUUUCCCAAUUCAGAAACAAGCUGAAAUGAUUAUAUGAGAUCAGAGAAAUGGAUUAUGCUAUUGAG
Molecule: messenger RNA, 1843 nt
Organism: Nipponia nippon (crested ibis)
Lineage: Eukaryota; Metazoa; Chordata; Aves; Pelecaniformes; Threskiornithidae
Source: RefSeq, a predicted model, not a curated record